Pedinophyceae sp. YPF-701 is the source of this 375-nucleotide messenger RNA. Lineage: Eukaryota; Viridiplantae; Chlorophyta; Pedinophyceae. The record is from the annotation of a GenBank genome assembly.
AUGCCGGCCCGUGCCGUGUCGCUCCGGCCGAGGCCCUCGCGCGGCACGAUCAGCGUGCGGGCGGAGAACCAGGGCAAGGUCACCCGGGAGUACCGCGAGGACGACGACGAGAUCGUGGUGAACAAGCCGAAGGCUGAGGGGGGCCAGGCGGCCCCGACCGGGAACCAGAAGUCGGUCUAUGUGGACCAGCUCCCCGACGUGCAGCGCGACCCCAUGAGCAAGGAGAUGCGCGAGAAGCUGCGGAAGGAGUACUACUCUAUGGGUGGCGCUCCGGACCAGAAAAUGACCAACUGGUACCUGUACAUCAUCCUCUUCAUCGGUUUCCUCGCCAUCUCGUCUGCCCUCACCGGCGCGCUCGGUCCGGCAGGGUACUAA